GGGGGCGGGGCCGGGCGGCGAUGGCGUCGCUGUUCGGCGGAGUGGAGGGGGGGGGCACCCACUCCAAGGUGGUGCUGGUGUCCGGAGAUGGGAAAAUCCUGGCCGAGACCGAGGGACCCUGCACCAACCACUGGCUGAUCGGCCCCGAGCUGUGCCUGCAGAGGAUCGAGCGCAUGGUCAGCGAGGCCAAGAGCAAAGCGGGCGCCGACCCCCAGGUGCCCCUGCGCUCCCUGGGUCUGUCCCUCAGCGGGGGUGACCAUCCCGCCGCCGUGGCCGCGCUGUGCCGGGAGCUGCAGGAUCGUUUCCCGGCGCUGAGCCAGAGCUGCAGCGCCAGCAGCGACGCGCUGGGGGCCAUGGCCACGGCCUCCGACCACGGGGGCAUCGUGCUGAUCGCGGGCACCGGCUCCAACUGCAAACUCAUCAACCCCGACGGCUCCGAGAGCGGCUGCGGGGGAUGGGGCCACAUGAUGGGGGACGAGGGCUCUGCGUUCUGGAUCGCUCACCGCGCUGUCAAGGCCGUGUUUGACUCCCUGGACAACCUGCAGCCGGCGCCCCACGACGUGGGGUUUGUCCAGCAGGCCAUGUACGACUAUUUCCAGAUCUCGGACAGGAUGGGGCUCCUGACCCACCUGUACCGCACCUUCGAGAAGGCCAAGUUCGCGGGGUUCUGCCGGAAACUGGCCGAGGGUGCCCAGCUCGGUGACCCCCUGUGCUGCCACGUCUUUACCGAAGCCGGCGAGUUCCUGGCUCGCCACGUGGUCGCCGUGCUGCCCAAAAUCCACCAGAGCCUGUUCCUGGGCGAGCUGGGGCUGCCCAUCGUCUGCGUGGGCUCGGUGUGGAACAGCUGGGAGCGCCUGCAGCCGGGGUUCGUGCGGGUGCUGGAGCGGGCGCGGGCCGCGGCUCCGGGCGGCGCUUUCUCGCGGUUCAGCCUGCUGAAGCUGAAGCGCUCCUCGGCGCUGGGCGGGGCGCGCCUGGCCGCGCGUGGCGUGGGAGCCGCGCUGCCGCUGGAUCCACACGGGAACGUGGACGUGUUCUACACCCACGAGUUCUGAGCCGGGAAACGCCGCGGGAGACACCCAGAAACGGGGAGAGACCAAAGAACCGCGGGGAGCGCCCGCGACAGGGGGUUUGUGGUUCGGCAAUAAAACGGUUGCACUGCCCCAAGGGGAGUGGGAAUGGGGCGGGAACGGGAAUGGGAGAUUGGGAUGGGGGCGGGAAUGGGGCAGGAUGGGAAUGGGAAUGGAAAUGGGAGAGUGGGAAUGGGGUGGGAAUGGGGCAGGAUGGGAGUGGGAGAGUGGGAAUGGGGAUGGGGCUGGACGGGACCAGGAGUGAGGGGAUGGGGCAGGAUGGGAAUGUGUAUGAGUUCUACACACACGAGUUCUGAGCCAAAAAAAAAACUGGGGGGAGAGACCCAAAAACGGGGGAGAGAGCUCCAAAAACUGGGGGAGCGCCCACGAGAGGGGGUUUGUGAUUCAGCAAUAAAACGGUUGCACUGCCCCAAGGGAGUGGGAAUGGGAAUGGGAAUGGGAAUGGGAAUGGGAAUGGGAAUGGGAGCGUGGGAAUGGGGCAGAUGGAGAUGGGAAUGUGGGGUUGGGGCAGGAUGGGAAUGGAAAUGGAAAUGGAAAUGGAAAUGGGGUGAGAUGGGAAUGGGAAUGAGGGGAAGGGGCAGGUGGGACAGGAAGGAAAUGGGAUCAUGGGAAUGGGGCAGGAUGGGACCAGGAGUGUGGGGCUGGGAUGGGGGUGGGAGAGAUGGGUGGGAUGGGAAUGGGAAUGGGAAUUGGGUUGGGAAUAGUGGUGGGAUUGGGAAUGGUAUAGGGAAUGGGGAUGGGAAUUGGGUUGAGAAUGGGAUUGGGAUGGGGAUUGGGAUCAGGAUUAUUAUUAUGAUUAAAAUUGGGAUUGGUAUUUGGAUUAGGGUCAAAAUCAGUAUUAGGAUUAUGAAUAUUAGGAAUAGGACUGUGAUUGGGAUUUAGAUUGGGAUUAGGGAUGGGAUUGGGAACAGGACUGGGAAUGGAGUGCUGAGCCUGGCAGCACAGGCAAGGAGGGCUCUGCAUCCAAGGAAAAGCAGGAAGAGGAGGAAGGAGGAAAUCCCAAAGAUUGGAUCAGGGAUGUGACAUCCAUGACCUGGGAAUGCACAUGGAGCUGCUGGAGCAGCUUUUGGGGCAAUUUCCACAUUAAAAAGGAAAAAAAAAAAAAAAAAAAAAAAAAAAAAAAAAAAAAAAAAAAAAAAAAAAAAGAAGGAAAAGAAAUCCCAGUUUUUUUUCCCGGGAAUCCAAGGAGCCAGAAAGGAUGAAAAAUCCAGAAGUGAAAUUCCUAAGGCUCCAACUGGGAAUGACUGGGAUCACUGGGAGGGCUCACAGAUACCCCUCAGUUUUCCAAGGAAAAUUCCAGCCCUUCUCCCUUCCAAAAAAACUUUAUUUGGGAUAAUGCCUCGUCUGAAAUUUACAGCAUGAGGGAGGAAAAAAGGAGGAAACUGGGGAGAAAUCCAAGGAAAACUGGGAAAAGGAGGAGGGGAGGGUGUGGGAUCAUACCGGGGGUGGAUCCCAUCCUGGCCAGCCCCAAAUGGGAUUUUUAGGGAGGCAUUCCUGUAGGGAAAUGGUUCCAGAGGGGCUGGGAAAACUGGGAGCCAGGAAUUCCAUGAGCUCAGCCCUGUUCAUGGUCCAGUGGCCCCUGAUCCUGCUGAUCCAGGAAUUUAGGGAAUGGGAAUUUGCAGGGAUGAGCUCAUCCAGCAGGAAUGGGGCUGAUUGCUGCUGCUUUCCCAGGAUUCUCACUUUCCCUGGAAAAGGGUUCCCUGGUUUGGGAUUUCCAAUUCCAGAAAAUUCCUGAUUUCCUUGGAUAAGAAUUCCUAAUCCCAAAAAGUUCCUGAUUUCUCUGGAGAAGAGGGAUUUCUGACCUGGAGAAAUCCCUUUUUUUCUCAUGGAUUCCUAAUCCUGGGAAGUUCCUGAUUUCCUUGGACUGAGAUUUCUGAGCUUGGGAAGCUCCCACUUUUCCUGGAUAGGGAUUCCCAAUCCCAAGGAGCUCCUAUUUUUCCUCUCUAGGGAUUUCCAAUCCCAAAAAAUUCCUGCUCUCCUUGGACAAGGAUUCCCAAUCCCAAGGAGCUCCCACUUUCCCUGGGCAGGGAUUUCUGACCU
Messenger RNA from Oenanthe melanoleuca, 3128 nucleotides. RefSeq names its product N-acetylglucosamine kinase (gene NAGK). NCBI's taxonomy places the organism in Eukaryota, Metazoa, Chordata, Aves, Passeriformes, Muscicapidae. The record is from RefSeq and is a predicted model, not a curated record. Bases 21 to 1052 code for a protein of 343 amino acids. Gene Ontology annotation, molecular function: N-acetylglucosamine kinase activity. The transcript is spliced from 10 exons.